Messenger RNA from Talaromyces stipitatus ATCC 10500, 2464 nucleotides. RefSeq names its product Golgi GDP-mannose transporter. The record is from RefSeq and is a predicted model, not a curated record. Gene Ontology annotation, cellular component: Golgi apparatus. Lineage: Eukaryota; Fungi; Ascomycota; Eurotiomycetes; Eurotiales; Trichocomaceae. Gene Ontology annotation, molecular function: antiporter activity; GDP-mannose transmembrane transporter activity. Gene Ontology annotation, biological process: transmembrane transport. The coding region runs from base 261 to 1388 and encodes 375 amino acids. The transcript has 4 exons.
AUUGAUUGACAGAUCUGACAGUCAACUUGGUUUGAACUCUCUUCAUCUCUUCAUCGUUUUUGUAUCGUUUCACUUCGUCUCUCGCAUAGACCGUGGGUCAAGUUCCUCUCUUUUAACUUAGGUCGAAUCUCUAUAUCUGUCUCGACUGAGCAUCCGGCCUUUCCACACGACCUGAGCUUUCUCCAAAUCCUUGAGCCGCGUCAUCCAAGCUGAGACACAACGAACGAAAAUCUUCACGCGCGCAAACACAUUCACUCGCCAUGGCAGACGACAAGAAAUCAGAUUCGAAAUUGGAGCAAGGCUCCAGAGCCUUUGAGGUUCCUCAUCCUCAACCUCGACACAACGUUCCUGUUGGGUUGUCCAACAAUCCAGUCUUACCCGUGUUAGCUUAUUGCGGUUCUUCGAUUCUGAUGACUGUGAUGAAUAAAUAUGUUUUGUCAGGGUUGGAUUUCAAUCUUAAUUUCUUCUUGCUUCUUGUUCAGUCCGUUGUGUGCAUUAUUGCUAUUCAAACUUGCAAGGCCGGUGGUCUCAUAACCUUUCGCAAUUUCAAUACGGAUGAAGCCAAGAAGUGGUUCCCCAUUACUCUUCUCCUUAUCGGAAUGAUUUUCACCGGCUCCAAGGCUCUGCAAUUCCUCUCCAUUCCCGUUUACACCAUCUUCAAGAACUUGACCAUCAUUCUGAUCGCAUACGGAGAGGUCCUCUGGUUCGGCGGCUCAGCUGUAACUGGUCUUACUCUGUUCUCUUUUGGAUUGAUGGUCGCCAGUUCUAUUAUCGCUGCUUGGGCCGAUGUUCAACACGCGCUUACAUCCACUACAAAUGCUAGCACCAAGAUUUCGACUCUGAAUGCUGGUUAUAUCUGGAUGACAGCGAAUUGUCUUUGCACUGCGUUCUAUAAUUUGUACAUGCGCAAGCGCAUUAAGUUGACCAACUUCAAGGAUUUUGACACCAUGUUCUACAACAACUUACUCUCCAUUCCCGUCCUGAUCCUCGCUACUUUGCUCAUUGAAGACUGGUCCGCUGAGAACGUCGCCCGCAACUUCCCCAUAGUUAGCCGAUCAAACAUUGCCAUCGCCAUGGUUCUCUCCGGUUUGUCUUCUGUUUUCAUCUCAUACACUUCAGCUUGGUGCAUGCGCGUCACUUCUUCAACAACCUACUCCAUGGUCGGUGCCUUGAACAAACUCCCCAUUGCUUUGUCUGGUCUUAUCUUCUUCGACGCCCCGGUCACUCUAGGAAGUGUCUCUGCCAUUGCCAUUGGAUUCGUCAGCGGUAUUGUGUAUUCGGUCGCCAAGUUCAAGCAGAACGCCAAGCCCAAGACUGGUAUUCUCCCUACUACAAAUAUACCUCUUAGCGCCAGCAGUCAAAGCAUGCGCGAUUCGUUGAGAUCAUGAAUCUGAUCUCAGAGUUCCCCAGGGGACGUCAGAAGCAGCAAAUAAUGAGAGCUGCUUAUCAGCAACGAAAAGCGAGUAGAACUUUGACUUCUUUCACAUGAGAUGCAUUUAUCGGCAAGGCAGUUUUUCCAAACUUGAGUUCACUUGAAUGGACUCGAUGUGACUCGAGCAUGGGAGUGUCAACAACCGCCAUACCAUGUCAGGUUUCAUGCCGGCGGUGUUUUCUCUGUAUGCUUUUCACAUAUCAUGACAAUUUAACAUCUAUUAAUUUUGGUCUACAAGAUCAAUGGCAACUUUCGACUAUCAUGACAUUGCCCUUCAUCGACUUACAAUAUUCGAUACAGUUAAUACACGUGGUACGACUGGUUGUUCAAACUUAUAUUUUUUUGUUUCAUUGCCUGAGGGGUUCCAAGGUCGUUUUGUGUUAGUAGACUCGGAAUGAUUGUUUGAUUUCUUUUCAAUGACUUGUUUGUAUAUAUUGAUAGAUUAUUAUUUAUUUCUCUUUGUUUCUGGAUUAAGGAUUGUAAGAUAUCCCACCAUAUAUAUUCAGAAGUCGCGGUUUGGCCAGUCUAAUCCUCGUCACUCGAUUCAUCCCCUCUUCCUCUUCUCUUCUUAUUUCCUUUCCCACCAUCCCGACUAUCCUUCAUUUCCUGCUGGCCCGGUCGACGUCGCUGACUAUAUUCAGUCUUGACCUCAAAAACAUAACUCCGCGCCUCUCUAUCCUCUCCUUUCCAUCCUCCUCUUCUUUCUGUCUCCUCACUAUUAGCAGCUUCACUACUUCGACUCUCCACAAUCCCGAGUGUUCUUGCAUGCGAAUAUCCCGGAUACGAUUUCCAGGGGAACUUGAAACUGGUCGCGACCACUAAACCGGCGUGGCGGGCUAGAUCUUUGAUAUUCCAUAGCGUAUACGGCUCGCCUUCGAAGAGGGUGACGAUGAUCUGGCCUGAUUGACGAGGUAUUGUUCUUAUGUUCUUGUCUUCUUCUGACUCGGAUUCAGAUGUUUCGCUUUCAAAUGAGUCAUCGUCGUAAUGAUCAUCAUCAUCUGUAUUAUCUCGAUCUUCUCGUGCCGUCCUUGA